AUGAAGCAACGACUGAGAACUAAAGUUUGGUGGUUUGGCAUGGAAAAAGACGUCGAGACAUUCUGCAAGCAUUGCCACGGAUGCCAGCUAGUGAGCGCUGCGCAACCACCAGAACCACUGACCAUGACGAGACUCCCGGGAGACUAUUAUAGCCGCUUCUACGAAGCAAGAGUCAUGAAAUCCAUCACUGCACAGAAGACCAUUGAAGAAUUGGAGGAAAUAUUUUCAAGAUUUGGCCUCCCAGAACACAUCACUGCAGAUAAUGGAACUCAUUUUACAAGCACUGAAUUCCGGGACUACUGUUUGCAAAACGGCAUCACGCUGAGAAUAAAUACCCCGAAAUGGCCUCAAGCAAACGGAGAAGUCGAGAGACAAAAUAAAUCCUUGCUGAAAAGACUUCUAAUAGCGCAAGCUUCAGGAGAAAACAUCAUCAGAGCCUUAAGACAAUACUUGUCGUACCACACGACACCACAUUGCGUAACGGGGAAAACACCAGCAUAUCUCAUGUUCGGGAGGGAACUCCGAGAUAAACUACUCGUACCUAGUUACCAGAACAAUUUCUUCAAGCCAAUUACCGACACCGAGGUGCGAGAUCAAGACUUGGAGAAGAAGGAAGCGAGCAAAUCAUAUGCUGACACGCACAGACGAAGCUGGCCGUCUGAAGUUGAAAUCGGAGAUGAAGUACUACUGAGAAGAGACGUUAUUUCCGACAAACUAGAGACACCGUAUCUCCCGCAACCUGGUAGAGUGACGAAUAAACUGGGCAACUCCGUGACUAUCGAAACACCUGAUGGGCGUAAAGUACACAGGAACACAUCCCGUGUGAAGUCCUACAAAAAGAAACGAGAAGGAGAAAACCCAAUCCAGCCUUCAGUGGAAGAUAUCCAACAAGAACGACAAGAACCAACGGAGAGGCGUUCCGCGAGACAAAGGCAACCGCCUCCGUGGACCAAAGAUUUUGUUUGCUAA
Zophobas morio is the source of this 969-nucleotide messenger RNA. RefSeq lists its product as uncharacterized. Lineage: Eukaryota; Metazoa; Arthropoda; Insecta; Coleoptera; Tenebrionidae. Bases 1 to 969 code for a protein of 322 amino acids. The record is from RefSeq and is a predicted model, not a curated record. Gene Ontology annotation, biological process: DNA integration. The transcript is spliced from 2 exons. Gene Ontology annotation, molecular function: nucleic acid binding.